Molecule: messenger RNA, 10783 nt
Organism: Cinara cedri
Lineage: Eukaryota; Metazoa; Arthropoda; Insecta; Hemiptera; Aphididae
Source: the annotation of a GenBank genome assembly
AUGGGUAAGAAUUUAGGUAAGUUCCUGUGCGAUAAGAUAAGGAGCAAAAACUUGCACAAGUCGUGUAAAUCAUAUAGAAAUGUAUUUCAACAAACUUCGUACUAUGUGUAGGCCACUGUUGUAAGUGGAAAGUUGGUAAAAUUAUAAAUUAAAGUACUUCCUGAUGAAAUUAAGAAUUACAAAUUCCAGAACAUGAUAUAUGUGGAAAAUAAUUGUUGAAUUAAUUUGAAAACAGUUAUCAAAAUAAAAUACUUACAGCGUACAAAAUAAUUAUCAAAUAUGAUCUACACUAUUUCAUUUUUAUCCAUUAGUGUAAAAUGUGGCAGUUAUCGUAUGGUCUAACUGUUGAUUCAUCAACAGAUGCAAAAUAAAAUUUGGUAGGUAACAUAAUUUGGUAGUACUCAAUUGUUAAUAACAUACGAUGGGGAUAAUAUGUACAAGUUUUUAUGUUAUUUAAUUUUCUACUAUAAAUAUUACUUUUAUUAAGUAUAUUUUGCGAAGGUACCCACCUACCUGAGAGGUUCCUCAAAAACACAUAUUUUUGUGAGAAUAGCCAUCACUGAAUGUACAUAAGAUUACACUUCACCGACAUAUUAUAAAAUAUACGUUGUUAUCUACUGCAUUGAUAGUAAUAGGUGAUAACAGGCAAAUAGUACACACUCAUGUACACGGGAUGAGCGUCUAGGGACAGCUCAAGGAGCAAAUUAUCAGGAGCUAAUAUAGACGAUUUCUUAUCAAAAAAUAGUGAUAUUCUUAUUCAUUGACCUAAUGACUAUUAUUUAUUAACCUAGCCUAAUAACUAUAAGUUAAAAAACUUAAAAAUUUAAAAAAAACUACUUUAUAUCUGAUUUAGGUGGUACAUAAUUUAAAAGGGGCUCCGUCGGCAUUUGUCGACUAAACGACCGUUAAAUCUGCAACUAUUUAUACGUAAUUUGUAUUCGGUAGUUACUCUGUAAAUAAAAUUGUUAGACUAAACAGAAUUGCUUGAAAAUUUAAGAGGAGGCUCCUUAUAUUUCGUACUUUGUGAUAACAAAAAAUUGAGCUUUAUAAAGUAAUUUUUUUUAAAAUGGAAUUUUAACGAAAAUCAUUUGUGUAAAAAAUUAUGUGAAACAAAUCUAGUUACUAGUUCUUCUUUGUUAUUCAAUUUUUUUGUAUUGGACAUAAAUAUACCUAUUGCCGACUUAAGAACGAUGGUGAAAUCAAAAUUGAGCUGACUAACUUAGUUAAGAAAUCAUAGCUUUUUGAAGUGCUAAUAUUAUGUGAAAGUUAUAAUAUGUGUUAUGUUAAAAAACUCAACAAUGUCAUUUUUAUACGUUUUUAUAUGUUUGUUGUAGUCUAUUGGUAGAAAUUCAAACCUCAAACUCAAGUACGCAAUUUUUUUUUUUGUAAAACCACGUCGGGUAGGUAGCACGAAAAAGACAAAUGUAAUAUUGUUUUGAAAAAUAAAAUUGAAUGUAAUGUAGUUUUUUAUUUUUUUCUGUAAAAGUUUAAACUCAAAUUUUGACGAAAAUCGUAAUUAUUACGACCUUUCAAUACUUGUGUAACCAAACUUCGCUCCGAAUCGUUUAUCGUUAUCGAUGGUUUAUUGUUGGUUACAGGUAUAAAUUAAAUAUGUAUCCCACCUUCCUAACUUUUUAAUAUUGUAUCCACACAUUUAUAAUAUUUGUUUCUCGAUGUUUUCGGUCUAUACGGUGUAUAUAAUUUUUGCCUACUAAUAAUUCCUGAUUUAUUUUUCGACUUUAUUUUGAAUCAUUCCAUAACGGCGGAAAAAAUUAAAUAAAAAAUAUUUAUGCAUGUUGAAUAUUAUAGGUACCUAUCAUACUGAACUCAAGUUCAUGCAGUGAAUUAUUACUACAGACUAUAAUCAUAAUUUUUAUCUAAUAACCGCAGUGGUCUGUGGACUUUUAAGUUAUUUAUAUUCUGUGUUUGGCAAUAUAGAUAUAAUAAUAUAUUACCUAUAUUGAUUGAUAUCAAUAAUCGUGGAAUAGUUAAACGAUAAUAUAACUGGUUUGUCAGAUAGUAGAUAGUGUUUAACCCCGAGUUUAAUUUUAUAGUUUUUUGACGGGUUACGCCAAGACACGAGGUUUAAUGAUAAAGUAAAAAGAAACGUUUAUUUACGACAUAACAACAUUAAACAAGUGCUCCCCAGCUGACUGCUUGUGGCGCGAGAACGGCGCCGGUGCGAAGAGAGCGAGCGGAGCAGUCGAGACGUCGAGUCGAGCGGAGCUAUGGCCGAUGACUAUUGAACGCCGACGGCGAGGGGAAAGGCCGACGUCCGCCGCGAGUUACGCCAGCGGGAAGAAAGAAAUGUGGCGCGAAACCCGCCACAGUUUUAUAAAUUGGUGUAUCAAUAUUAUUAUCGUUGUUGGUGAUUGAGGAUUUGGGGGGUCUGCGAACAGAGAACAAACCUUUGUUAAACCCAAAGACUUACUAUAAUGUUAUAGGUUUAUCUAUAACAAUAUAGUAAGUCUUUGGGUUUAACAGCAUCAUUAGGUUUAAAAAUAACCCGGCAUAAUUUUACUACCAUUAAAACCUAAUAUUAAUUAUUACUUGAAUUCAUUAUGACUUUUCUCAACAGCAAUAAGUGUAUAGAAAUUAAAUAUUGAAUGCUUCAUAUUUGUUUAAUAGAUAAUUUGUUACUAUUUGGGUUCAGUCCGGGUAAGUAGUGGUUGAUUAAUGAUAAUAUAAUUAUUAAGGUGUUAAAAUCUUGUUAAAAUUUUGUCAUUAUCCAGUAAAUACAUAAUUAUAAUAUAAUAGAUUAUUCAAAAAUCAAUAUGCAUUGUAUGAAGGGCAACCUUGACACGGUGGUUCCUUGUCAAGGCAGCGAGCCACAGGUAUUCUAUUAACGGACGGUCGCCGGUGUGCGGGGGCUUGGCGGUCAAAAACUAGUAGACUGUAUAAUAUACAUUAAAUGUAUUUAAAAAUGUCAACACUGAGAUAUAGAUAUAUGAAUAAUACUGAAUUGAUAACGCAAUGAAUUUCAAUUUAAAUACGCUUGAUAAUAAAUGGCAACAUAAAUAAAUCACAUAGAUAAUGAUAUUAUAAGGUAUGCUUAACGCCAUGGUUUGUAAACUUAUAAACUAUAGAAACAAUUUUAUUAAUAUAUUGAUUACGUACCGCGUUGAUACGGUUGUGAUAACACCGUGCGUGUUUGUACAUAAUUCAAUCUGACUCCCAGCAGUCACAUUCGGUUGACGUCAGAUAUGCCUAGCCACCGGCAACCACAACGGGUUUGAGGACAACCACGCGACGAGACGCGCACAACUCGUGGACGUUUCGGUAAAAAUGCCGACGGGGACGCGACACGUAUCGGAAAAACGAGACGCCUAACAACUACGGGAUGGAAAACAACGUACAACCACGCGGCGAAUCGCGCACAACCAGCAUACAUUUGAAUGACGACAGAACGACUGACGCGGACGAGAGAUCUGACAUGAAUGCACGUAAGAGACGGUCGCGCGGGGGGGGGGGAACCGGUCGACACCGUGUCGACGCGAGUCAGGAACAGAACACGGCACCGACCCAUCGAUUUUUGUGAUAGAACACGGAACAGUACCGUAUAUACAUUAUACAUACCAUUAAAUAUUAAUUGAGUUUUAAUAUUCGAAUAGAUUAAACUAAAUGACAAAAGCAUGCAACAUUUAUUUCAAAAAAUUAUUAAUAGCCUCAAUUAAUUCUGACCUGCUCAAUCUAAUUAAAAUUCGAUUUGACAUCAAAUUAUGUUCAUAUAUAUAAAAUAUGGAUGCAAUUAACAUUUAAUUGUCUUAAUACAGCAUUUUUUUUAUUAUCUAUUUUAGUCACAUCCGGAAUAAACAAUUACAUUUAUGCAUGGAAUUUAUAUAGUAUGUACUUACAUUUGAUUUCAAUAUUUAACAUACCUAAUCCAGACAUAUCUACACGAAUCAAAUAAUAUAAAUUGUUCUAAAUUGUCUAAAUAGCAAAAUUAAUAUUACAUUACUUUUUACUUAAUUUUCAUUAUAAACUUGUAACUAUAUAACUUGUAGCUCAACUUGCAGCACUAUCUCUAUAAUAAUAACAAUUAGAACCGCAUAAUGUAAUAAAAUAAAAAAUUAAAGAAAAAGAAGGAAAGAGAAUAAAGAAAAAAGUGGGGUUAGCAUAAAGGGGUUAAUGAAAGAAUUGUAUGUAUGGUAACCAGACGUACUCUUUUUCAUAGGACAGUACUCUUUUUUAAUGCAUUGUUCUAUGUCCUUAACAAUAAAGUUAAGUACAUGAAAUUGUACUCUUUUUUUUUUUUUUUUUAAUAUUAUGAGCUAAUACAUGUUUAUGAUUUUGUAUAAUUUGAUUAUUCAUUUAUAUUUUAAUAUUUUAUGGUUUAACCUAAUGCAUUCCAAACGUCUACAAGUGACUGACAAUAGUAGCGAUAGCUAGUGAACUACUGUUUGAUGAAAAAAAACUCAUUAUUAACACCACAAGUACCAGAAACAUAUUAAUAAAGUUUUGUAUUUAUUUAUUUAAAUGUUUACCUUUUAAAAUUAAUUUCAAUAUAUAUAAUUUAAAUUUACUUAGAAUUACUUAAAUUUCAAAGUAUUUUCAUCAUAAAAACACAAACCAAAUGAGUUGAUUUUAUGAUUUCAAAUAAGUAGUUUUUAUAGCUGAUAAUAGAAAAAAAAAUAGAGUAAUCAGAUAAGGAAAAAUGCAUAUAUAUGGAGAUGAACUAUGGGCAAAAUGGGUAGAAUAGUAUACACAUUGGCCAAUUCUUUUAAGGGAAGGUUUUUUUGUAAUGGAGGACCUAAAUUUUAAAAUGUACUUUUUUUCAAAUUUUAUAUCUGGUCACCAAAAUUAUAGGUAUAUUAUGAUAUAUUGUGUUGUAAUAUAAUAAUAUUUAUAUGUAAGAUGUAUAAUGUAAGCACGCAGUGGUCAAUCCUAACCAGUCGAUAGGAUGGUCGAAGACAGUGUUGCCAUAAUACGCAAUCGAGCGGAAGUUAUUUGUAAUGGAACUGAUAAUUUUACUACGUUACAUUUGAUCGUUUAUUACAAAUAUUUGAAAUAUUAAAUAUUUAAUGUAUUACAAAUUUUAAUUAAGUUUUUCAAUGACUACAUCCCCGUCAACAAACUGGAUGGACCACUGAUAUAGAUGAGAAGUUGGGAGGAUAGGAUAUAGAGGGGAAUUUAAUGUAUUUAUUUUAGCAAAAGUUAAUCAUUGAUAACGAAAAAUGAUUCUGAGUGGAGCUCAGUUAAUAGUAUUGCUUUUUCAGCAAUAUAAUAUAUAGAUAUGUCAUAUUAUAGUAUAAUGUAUAUAGAGCGACUCACUAAGUGUGCUCACCUCAUUUUUUUGGUUAAAUUUUACAUAUAUUCAAAUUCUGAUUUUUGGAAUUUUUAAGUGUAGUUAAAGACGAUGUUUUCAAAUAUUUAGAUUUUUCACAACAUGUAAUGAGUAUUUUGUGUCAAUAUCAACUUUAAUUUUUCAAACGAAAACCUAUUUUAAAAAUUUCAUAAACAGACUGAGUAUUACUUUAAAUAAAUUUAGGUGUCAACAUUUUUGAUUUUUGUCAACCCGUUAACGAGAUAUUGAAUUUUUAAGUUUAGGUAGGGGGAGAAUAGUGGAGAGAAGUAUACAGUUUUCAGAAAAAAUUAUAAGAAACCGUAGCCAUAUCGGUUUGCACGAACACCAACAUUAAGAAAAAAAAGUUGAAUUAAAAAUAUAGUUAUACCAACAACGCAAAAAAAAAAUAUUGUUUCAUAUUAUGUAUUCAUGAUAACCGGACUUGUGCAAAACCACGUCGGGUAUGUAACUAGAAAAAGUGAAAAGCAUUAUAGGUAGAAGUAUCUUUAAUUAGUAUAACACCAUAACUUAUUUAUGUAUAGCCAUAUUGGAAUUAGGUACUUAUUCCUUAUCCCGAAAAUACGAUUAUGGAAAAAUACGAAAUACUAAAAUAUAGUACUAUGAUACUUUAGGAGAGAUCGAAAUAGAGGAUUCAAAAUAGAGGAUAAUUCAAUAUAUAUCUGUACGCAUUGAUUAAUCAUUGCUAACGAAAAACGAUUCUAAAUGGAGUUUGGUUACAUAUGUUUUUAAAGGCUUUAAUAUUUAUAAUUUGAAAAUAAUAUAUUUCGUAAAUUUUUCCAUUUUUCCUACGUGUUUUGCCAUUAUGAAAACCCCUAGAAGGAUCAAAACAUUUGCUGCUUAAAGUACCAUCUCAGUCAAAUUUCAUUUCAGAAAAGAUCCUACAUUUAAAAAUUGGAAAACAUUUCUAAUAGAAUAGUUUUUCACAUAAAUAAAUAAAAAUAAAAUAAACAUCAUUGUAAAACCAAUACAUUCCUCGUUCCGCUCAAAAUCUAAAAAUAUUAACGGAAAAUAAAGUUUUAACUAAUAUUAUGUUUUAUAUUAAAUUAAAUUAUCUAUAGGUAGUGGUCUUAAUACGAAAUUGGAAGGUAAGAUAUUUUUUAUGUUGUAUGCAAUCAAUAAAUAUAGUCAUGUUGGGAAAUCAAGUAUUUAAUUUAAACAGACAUGUUAUGAAAUAUUAGUUUUGGUUUAAAUACUAAUAUGUAUUUCAGAAAAUGGAUUAAUAUAAAUAUUAAGUUUUUUGUAAUAAUCGUUGUUAUUAAAUUAAUGCAAGAACGUCAUCAGAAAAUACCUCGGUUAUUUUUAGCGAUGUUUUGUCUAUAGUUUUUUCGUGUAUGAUGUUCACGAAUAUUUUUAUAAUCUUUAUUCCUAGUCUCUUGUUCUUAUAUCUGUGCAAGUACGUCUGUACUAAAAUUAUUAUAUUUUUGUUCACACAUAUAUUGGUCAUUGCAGCUAUCGCAUUUCCAUUUGUAUAAUAUUAAAAAGCUUUCUAUACCAUUUUCUUUUAUAUUUUAUUCAGGGAUUAAAAAUAAUCUUUUGGUCAUAUUAUGAUUUAAAAGUUCUAGCAUUUUGACUUCACAACGUGUUUCUGUAAUAAUGCAAUUACCCGGAUUACAUUUCUCUUAGUCCACUAUAAUAAUAUCAUAUGGAGGAUAAAUAUCGGCAUUUUUUUUCUUCACAAAUAGCCGAAUAUUGAUAUUUUGUUUUUUUGUUAAGCUGUUGUCAACAAAAAAGCUAAAGCUUUAUCCACACUAUAAGGAAUAGGUUUUAUGUCAUUAUGUCAUCUACCACGUCUAGCAUUUGUAAAUAACAAUUUUACGUAUUGUGUUAUUAAAUUGUAUACAAAUAAUUAAUUUUCUAUACAAAUUUUGAAAUUUAAAAAAUUCACCAUUUAUUAUGACAAUAUGAUGUUGUGCAUUGCAGAUGCAAGAAUUUCUUCUACAAAACGCAUAUAUUCGGUGUAGGAUAAAAUUGAGUAAAUUUUUAGUUAAAUCUUUGAAAAAAAAAACAACACAAAAACGUUCGAUUUAUAUGAAUCAUAACAGUUGUUAGGGACAUACAUUUAAAAAAGAAAAAUUGUAUUUUUUUUAUUACCAAUUCUAAUACGUGAGUAAAUAAUCAAGCAUUUUAUUGUUUUUAUUUUAUGUAUUUUAAUAGCCAAAAAAAAUUAAUGAGCUAUAGUCAUUUUUAUUUUCAAAAUAAAAUUUGUCUAGUUCACUUAGCUCCAAUUUAAAAAAUAUUAUUAAACUGAAAUGUUACAUUUACACCUAGUAAUCAUAUACUAAUAAGAUCCUAUAAAAAAUAAUUAAUUUUUUGAAAAUGUUUAAUGUCCUAUUUUUGCUACCCAAAUUUCAUUCUUAAACCACUGUGCGUCGGUCUACGUGACGAAUCGUCGUUCUGACAUCAAGAAGUUUAGAGACACUGUCAGAGUCCAUCUGCAUCACGUUGAAAAUUUGUUUUAGGCUGUUCCACGUUAUUACGUCACGUCGCGAUUGCCCAACUGAACGCUAUGCUUAACAUUGUUAUUCAAUUUGUACGAAAUUUGUCGUGAUCAUUAAUUAUUUAAUCAUACCGUGUUUGUUACUUAAAUAAAUCAAAAUAAAAAUAUUAAUAUUGAAUUAAUAAAAAUAAUAAUAAUAAAAAUACUACAUGUGUUUUUAGGAGAUGCAUACCUGUAUUAUACAUAUCUUACAGCUGAAAUUGAAACUGGUAAAUAUGCGUAACAAUAAAAUAAAUUCUAAAAAAUAUGAAUGGUUGGAUAUAUAGCCAGAUAUUAAAAGGUUGAUUACACUAGAAAUCAUAUGAAUGAACAUUAUAAUAUUAUAGUAUUGUUUACAUUUAAUAUGCAAUAACAAAAACAUUAUCUUUUAUUUCAGCUAAAAUAUUUGAUUCGGAUCAAUGGUGUGGAACUAUGAGAUUAGGUUUGUAAUAUUAUGUACUAUUAGCUAGAUAGAUAAUUAUUAUAAAUGUGAAUAAUAAUAGAUUAGAUUAGAUUUAUUUUUGAAUGCAAAAAAGAACUAUAAGUUAAUUUAAAACAUGAAUUACUUUUAUUAAUCAGGAAUUUUAUUUAUUUUACUUUUAAACUCGACUUUAAAAUGAUUAUAGUAGACCUGUGGAAAAUUUGUAUUAUCAUUAUAAAAAUGAUAUUUAAAAAAUAAAUUUUACCACAAAAAUGCCCAAAAAAACCAUAUAUUUUUUUUUAUAAAAUUUGGUAAAAUAAUUAGUAUAAUUAUUAUUUUAUUAAAAAAAACUGGAAUUUAAAAAAUUGAUACGACGCGGAAAUGAUAUUGACACGCAUGUCUUUUGGGACAAAAUUAUUUAUUCUAAACAUAGCAAAAUAAUAUAACGGGGUUGACGUUUCACUGCAAUAAUAAAAAUAAGAUAAAAAUUGAAUCAAAAUAAAUCGAAUCAUUGACAAUGUGUAUGGAAAAACCCGAUAAACCUAUUAAAUAAAAACAACUUGAAUAUCCAGAAAACAAUUUAUCUUUAGAUAAUAUUUUCAAAUUUAUUAAUAUUUCAAUAUUUUUAAAUUUGUAAUGUUUCAUCAGCGUUUAAAAAAUGCUCUUAAAAUGAAAAAACAUCCAAAUAUGCAAAAAAAUGCAAAAUAAAAGUUACAGCUUUGAAGCACCCAUUACAUGAAACGAAUUAUGUACAUUGAAAACAUUAUCUAAGAUCAACUGAAAAAAGAUACACUUUGCAUUGAAAUCUGGGUCUUAGUAACGACUUACCAGUUGAGCCAGUUUGAAUAUGGGAUGUCAUCUAGCUGGUCAGUGUCGAUACCUACUGCAAUUGAAGUUUAGGAUUAAGUUGAUAGAAUAAUGACGGUACAAGAUGCACAAUUUAAAAAUAGUAAUAAGAAAGGAAGUUCAGUGUGAACUCCAUGCUAAUGUUAAUGAAAUUAACCUAAAAUUCUUGUAUAUGAAGAAAACAUAAUAAAUUACAUGGAAAAUUAAAUAUUAAUCAAUCUGGUUUUAUUGACAUACGACAUAGUGUUUUACGUGACCGGGACGCUGAUUUGAAAAGCGUGUAUCAGAAAAUCAUCCAAAUAUAAUUUGUUAUGAUUUGUUAUCAACUUUAUAAAAUGUAUACCCUUACUAAACCAAGGUUAUUAUCAUUCCAAAGUAAGGGGCUAGACUUCUUCCAAUCAACUGAAAUAAUUUCAAAUACGUGUAAUUAUUCAGCUUAAUUUGUAACUAUUUGUGACCAAGUUUUUAGUAUUUGUAAAAUUAUCGUUCAUCCCCUAGAAUCGUGACCAUACGGUUUUUAUCAUUAAUCAAUUUUUUGGAGUUUUAAGAGUUCAGACUGCAAAACUUUGAAUAUAAAAGAAAAAUUUAAGCAUACAUUUUUAUCUUUGCUUCGUUAUAUAUUCGGUCAUAUAGUGUUCAUAAUAUACACAUGACACAUAGACAUUUUAACUGAUAAACUUUUAGUACCUGAUAUCAUCUACCCUAAAAAGUUACAUUUUAGAUGUUCAAAGAAGCUAUUCUUUGCACUAACAUGUAAGUGCCGGUCGGUUGAUUUGGUAGGUUAACAUAUCUUUCCAAAUUAUUAAACUAGCAAUGCAAAUUCAAAUAAUUAAAUAGGACUUUAGCAGUAGAUGUAGAUGAUAUUUUAAUAAUGAAUACUAAAUAUAUUGAUAUCACGUUAUUUAUUUAUUAAUUAUCCGAUGUUAUUUCUUCAUGGCAUGUAUACAAGUAUUCGUGUUAUAAUAAAUUGACUAUGUUUACACAUUUGAAAAGACAAGAGAGGGAACAAAAAAAAAAUUGAAAAAUUGUGUAAAAUAUUUGAUUACAAGCUACAAAAAAAAAAAACACCUAACAUUGAGAAAUGAUAUCAGUAGUAGGAAAUAGGAGGUUCUAGGCUAGAAGCCCGAGCCUGAGUCUAAGCCAGAGCUAUACCUAAAACAUGAUCGCCCGAAUUUUUCACCACGGAUCGACUUACCACCCUCUAUCACCCUAUUGUCACUCUUAUCACAGGUUAUAUUUACUGUUAUCAUUGUUUGAUACCACGGUUAUACUUACCGUUAUCACGUUUUAAUACCACGAUUACAUCUACUGUAAUCAAUGCUAUAUACUGAAUCAAAGAACAAACAAAAAUAAUGUUUUUCUGUUUGCCGAAGCUACAACAUUUUCGAUUAUGGUUUAUAGUUCUCGUAAUCGAAUCGAAAAAUCAAGACGGAUGCAGAGUUUUUAAAAACUGUGUAAACCUUCUAGAUCUUAAAAAUUUGAUUUUGCAGAACAUCACACGUUUAGAGGAAGCGAGUAAAGUAAGUCCAACAGACUUUAUUUAAAUAUGUAUAUCAAUUAACAUAAUAAUUUAUUUUAGAUUUUUGAACCUUGAGCUAUUCGCCGAUAAUACCACCACUACAGCUAUCACUCGUAAAGAAAGAGAGAGAAGGAUAUGACGUAUGCGAGCCGUACUAACCAGGAAAAAAAAUACAAUUGUUAAAUAACUAGUAUGUAAAAAAAAAAAUAAAAACAC